AUGCAAAAUCUUAUUCGGCCACCACGGCCACCACCACUACCACCACCACUACCACCGUUGGGGCCCAAUUUUCCUAUAGGGAACUAUAUCUUAGAGAGAAGAAAUCGUAGAAGAUACAAAGAGAGGCUGAUCUAUAAAGAGAGGCUGAUGUGGUACUUGAUCACCCUCGUGAUGCGCCUAGAACUCCAAACCCGAAACCAGAAACCCAAAGACGAAUGGGUAAUCGUGAUCGAAGAAAAGAUGGAGCAAGUACUUAGAGAAGACGCCAUAACUAGCUGGGAUAAACACUGUAUCUAUAUAGUUCCACACAAUCUUAAACAGAACGACAGGAAUUCCUAUUUUCCUGAAACUGUCUCGCUCGGUCCGUACCACCAUGGCAAUCGACAUCUCCGCCCCAUGGACCAUCACAAAUGGCGGGCGGUAAAUAUGGUCAUGAAACGUAACGAACAAGGGAUCGAUAUGUAUAUUAACGCCAUGAAAGAGCUAGAAAUGAGGGCUCGUGCUUGCUACGAAGGUCCCAUAAAUUUGAACAGUAAAGAAUUUAUCAAAAUGCUUAUUCUUGAUGGUUGUUUUGUUCUCGAGCUAUUCAGAGGGGCCUAUAAAGAAAAUGGAUUCUUGGAACUCGGAUAUGAUCGAAAGGAUCCCGUUUUCGCUAUGCGAGCAUCAAUGCAUUCGAUACAACGCGACAUGGUUUUGCUGGAAAACCAACUUCCGUUGUUUGUUCUAAACCGGUUAUUAGAGCUACAGCUCGGAUCACGGAACCAAACCGGUUUAGUGGCACACUUAGCAGUUCGGUUCUUUGAUCCACUAAUGCCAACAGACGAACCGUUGACCAAAACCGACCAGUUAAAUCUCGAGUACUCGUUGGCUACAGAUAAAGCCUUUGACCCAUUCGUCAUGAACUCACUUGGCGACAAGAGCGGGUUGCAUUGUCUGGAUGCAUUCCGUCGAAGCCUGCUUCAGUCUACGAAAACAGAACGGAGCUUACCACAAAAGAGAGUGUACGGGGGAUUGCGCGUGGUGGACAAGCGCAAAAAACAAAUGAUACACUGCGUCACUAAACUAAGGGAUGGCGGUAUUAAGUUCAGGAAGAGGCAAAGCGACCGGUUUUGGGAUAUUCAUUUCACGAAUGGUUAUCUUGAGAUUCCCAAACUUUUUAUCCACGAUGGUACCAAGUCUCUCUUCCUGAAUCUUAUAGCUUUCGAACAAAACCAUAUCGACUCGAGCAAUGACAUAACAUCUUACAUAGUUUUCAUGGACAAUCUAAUAGAUUCUCCGGAAGAUGUUGGCCACUUGCGUGACUGUGGUAUCAUCGAACACUGGUUAGAGAGCGACUCUGAAGUUGCCGAUUUGUUCAACCGGAUAGGUCAAGAUACAAUUUUUGACAUCAGUAGGGAUAGUCAUUUAUUUGGACUGUCGAAUGCGGCUAAGCGUUAUUAUCUUCACAAUAAUAAGUACUACAGGAAGUGGAAUGCUUGGAAGAAGACCUUGAAACAGAAGUACUUCGAUAGCCCUUGGGGAUAUAUCUCUUUCUUUGCUGCACUUUUCCUCUUAAUUCUUACGUCGUCUCAAAGUUAUUUUGCUGCUUAUUCUUAUUAUAGGCCACCUUCUUAA
This is a messenger RNA of Capsella rubella, 1614 nucleotides long. RefSeq names its product UPF0481 protein At3g47200. NCBI's taxonomy places the organism in Eukaryota, Viridiplantae, Streptophyta, Magnoliopsida, Brassicales, Brassicaceae. The transcript is spliced from 3 exons. The record is from RefSeq and is a predicted model, not a curated record. Bases 1 to 1614 code for a protein of 537 amino acids.